GCCUGGAAAGGAGCCCGGGUGCCGUCACCCGCCCCGUGCGGCCUCACCUGCCGCUCCCUGGAAAUCUCAGCGCCACCCUGUCCCCGCCCCCCACCCUCCCGCGUCCUCCAACUCGAGGUCCCAAGACCCACACAGCAAUGGCGCAGCCGGAACUAGACUUCCUAACGCCCGGCUGGCGGUUCGGGUCGUCUGUGGGCGGGACGCAAAGGCUGCGACUUCCGCCUUCCUGCUUCCGGUCUGGCGCUAGCCAAUUGUACAGAAUUUAAAUCAUCUCUCAGAUGUGUACAGUAGAACUCAAGAAGACAGACUACCAAGGGUCAUCUGAAGUCGUGAUUGGGUCACUAAUAAUACCAGGACAAAGUUAGAGAUCACUACUCAAGCAUAAGCCCCAGUUUUCAUAAGACUGCAGUGAAGAUGUUUGAUAUAAAGGCUUGGGCUGAGUAUGUUGUGGAAUGGGCUGCAAAAGACCCAUAUGGCUUCCUUACAACUGUUAUUUUGGCCCUUACUCCACUGUUCCUAGCAAGUGCUGUACUGUCUUGGAAACUGGCCAAGAUGAUUGAGGCCAGGGAGAAGGAGCAAAAGAAGAAACAAAAACGCCAAGAAAACAUUGCAAAAGCUAAACGACUAAAAAAGGAUUGAAGGACUGAACAGGCUCUGCAACCAGAGGAAAAUCAUUUGGAAAAUUAUGCAGCUUUGGAAGAACCCACUAAAGUUUCUUCUUUGGAUUUCUUGACAGUAUUAUUUAGUAAAUGAAAUCUGACCAAAUGGAAGAAUCAUGUUAGUUCUGACCUCAAUACUAUAGUAACUUUUAGGCUUGGGUGUAGAAGUUUAUAGGUUUCUAUUGACAGUUACUAUAAAUUAUCAUUUACUGUGGUACAAAUUCUUUAUAACUGACUUAGUCAUUUGCCACUUAGCAGUUUGUCUACUGAAAUGAAAACAUCCUGUGGGGAAAAGUGACUUUAGAUUAUGAACUCAAUUCAAAUGAACUCUAUUUAAAAUGGGGUCCUGUUUUGGACAAAGGAAAUUAAGAAUGUAAAAGUCAGAACUGUCUUGUUUGAGGUAAAAGUGUGCUUUGGCUUAAAAGAGAUACAGUAUAUUAAUUACGUCUUUUAUUAUUGCUUAUUUCUUAGAAUCAUUUCUGGCUUUCUCAAAACAAAAUAAUAUUAAUCAAUGAGUACUUCUAUUUGCUGCAUUUUUCUUAUAGCCUUUGAGACAGCUGGUAAUUAUCAAGUCAUUUUGCAUUUUUUAAAACAAUUUUAUAAAGCAUUCUCUUAUCUUGACUAUGUAGAAUACCACCUACUGGCUAGAACAAUUUCUGUACUCACAAACACUGCCAUUUUCUUAGAGAUGGCUUGUUGAGAGGAGUAAAACUAUGGUCUAAAGCUUGCAGUAAAAAUGCCAAACACUGUAGUACUUUGGAACCGGUUUAUUCUUGUGCUAAGCAGAACUGUAAAAUAGUUAAAAUGUCUUAUCAAGUAAUUCGCUGAUUAUAUAGACACCACUUUUGUAUUUUAUUUCAUUCUUUGUUUUAACUCGUGGUAGUGAUAUUUAAUACUUUCUGAUCAAACAGUUUCAAAGUAAAACUUUAAAUUUCACAUUUCUUUUAAAGAACUUGUAAAGCAUAACGGUGAUGUCAUACUUCUUAAGUGGUAAAGAAAGGUAUAAAAUUUGGAAACAUUUUGUUGGGCAUAGUAGUAAUUGGGUGAAAAGGAUAAAUUAUAUCAAAAUGAGAAUGUGCUGUAAUUGGAAGUAAGGAGCUAAAGGAUGUUUCUUUCAGUUAAGUAGUAUAACUGGAACGUUUUACUAUUAAACGUGGCUUUUAUAAAUGCAUGGUCCAAUAAUUUUGUUCACUGUUAGUAUUUAAUUCACUGUCAGCUUAUUAAUGUUUUCUGUACCCUGAUAAUGAAUUUUAAAUUACAAAAAAUUAUCCAGCAGCUACAGUUUAAAAAUGAAACUAGAUAUUAAAAUAAAUUUGAUAAUUUUUUGUAAGGUCCUGGAUUUUAUUUUAUUUUUCGGUGGAACUACAUUUUUAAGUUACAUUAUGUUAUGCAGGUUAGAAUUUUCAAUUACAGCUAAGCAUACUUGUAAAACUUCAGGACUAUAUCUGAGAACCUAAGGACCACUGAGAAUGUUUAUGGACGAGUUUGAAUAACACUUAAUGCUAUUCUUUUAGAUUAUCAGUCUCUACUUGGUGCCAGUGUGAGCAACACAUUAUAACUCAAGGCACUGAAAUAAUUCAGUGUUAAGAUAUAUCUAAAAUACAUGUGGUUUUCUGCAAUCAAGCUGUUCAUGGAAAGAAUUUAUGUACAUCUUUUACUUAGGGUCACAUUUUAGAGUAAAAGUAUUGAAGCAAAGGAUAUAGUCAUAAUUCUCAGUUAUCUACUAAAGUUACGGUUUUAUCCGUUCCGUUGUAACAACUUAAAGGUAUCUAAAGUUCUGUUUCUCUAUAAUUUGUUAGCCUUAACACAUGCCAAUUUUGUAUUUGUUUGACGUAUGCUUUUUUUUGCACUUUUUCCCAUCAUUUAGAGAGCCUUUUUAUAUAUGUGAGAUUGAGAUUUUACUCUGUGUGUGUGUGUGUGUGUGUGUGUGAGAGAGAGAGAGACUGAUUGGGGGAGUAAAGAGAAUCUUGUGAGGUUUGGGAUGCUUCAGAAAAAACCUCUCACUGCAACAGAGUACUGUUGUUAAAGAAUCCCAUUUGCUAUUAUCUAGAAUACUUUUAAGAAAUUGUUUAUCUAUUACGUUUCUGAAGUUCUGAGAACUAAGUACAAUCAAUUACCAUUCUAAAGCUGGUCUUGGGGGGAAAAAGAAAGCUGUCCCCUGGCUGCCUGUAACAAACAUUUUAUCAAAAAUAAGCAAAUAAAUAAAAGUUUGUGUGUCA
This is a messenger RNA of Chlorocebus sabaeus (green monkey), 2878 nucleotides long. RefSeq names its product small integral membrane protein 15 (gene SMIM15). Lineage: Eukaryota; Metazoa; Chordata; Mammalia; Primates; Cercopithecidae. The record is from RefSeq and is a predicted model, not a curated record.